AUGGGCCAGAUGCGAACAAAGCUUAGAAAGAUGGUGAUUCCAGUUGGUGUGUUGAACACUCGCACCAAGUUUUUGCACCAUGUAGAUCAGAGGACUUGCAUUCUGAGAAAGCCCGAUCAGUGGAUAUGCAAAUGCGGUUGGAGGUUCAUGUCGUCAUGCAAAAAAACCUUUUCUUUGAUGACGAUGAGCUCCCUGAAGGGGCAGCCGUUUGUGAUCAUUGUCUCAGAGGCCGGGAUUGAAAAGGCGAAGGUAGUUACAGUUGUGCUUGCUGGUCUCGGUGGCAUAGCUUGGUCAAAGGAGAGCUGGCUGUACACUUAG
Messenger RNA from Symbiodinium necroappetens, 318 nucleotides. NCBI's taxonomy places the organism in Eukaryota, Dinophyceae, Suessiales, Symbiodiniaceae. The record is from the annotation of a GenBank genome assembly.